AUGACGAGCUUUCCCACCAAGCUAAUGGACACAGGAAAGGUCACAUCCGCCAAGUCUACUCUGACCCUCAAGAUUCGUCCUGCGCCUGGGAAAUACAUCCGAUCCCAGAAGGGGCUCUUCUCCUUUUGCCAGCUCCCAGUUGACAUUCGCUACCUCAUCUAUGAAUUCGCACUCGUCGAACCGAAGAGACGGGACAUUGAACACACGCCUGACUGUUCCUGGUAUUCCCAAUGUCUUGAACACCUCGAGCCUCCCGCUUUCCUUCUCAAAGAUAUGCAAAUUUUUGAGGAGCCUCCUCGUCUAUUCUGGGACCUAGAUGGCUAUUACUGGGUUCGGGAAGCUUUGUGCCGUUGCGACCAGCGUAAGGGAGUUGGACUACUGUUGGCCAGCAGAAAGGUGCAUGCCGAAGCAGCGCCCAUGUUCUGGUCUAAGAACACCUUCAGUUUUCUGAGCGGCCACGAGGUUAUCACGGCUUUGAACCAUCUUCUCCGGCCAAAAUAUCGAGACCUCAUCUCCUCCAUCAGUGUGUUGAGUGCUGAUCAGCGCGGCACACCUUUGAAUGUGCGAUUUGCCAACAAUAUGAAACAGGGAUGUGGCCCGGUGCCAUGGGACUCAUUCUGGCAGACGAUGUCAAGAUGCCGAAACCUGAAGGCAAUUGAGGUUCCUACCAUUGCUUUGGAAAAUUCUCCAUACAGAUUCCAUCAAUUCGCGAUAGAGCAGCCUGCGCUGAGCACAAUACUCGUCGACCUCAUGCCAUUUCGCAAGGGGACGGAUAAUCUGUUUCAAUACCCCGUCGGUAUGCACAUAUACGAGUGGUACACGCACAAAUAUGAGACCAUCUACGCUGGGACUUCGUUCAAAUUGCAAACUGUUCAGGAACUGAGGGAUUCCGGCGAGGAACCUUGCCUUGAUACUUGGAAGAGGCGCGCAAGAGAAAGCAUGGACCCUCUUCGCCGCAUUCGCGAGGCCAUUACAGAGACAUGUUUACGCAAUUUUGACGAGCCUCAUGGACACGACUGGUAUCUUCAUCGCAUUAUCGACAGCAAGGAAAAAAGAUUUGUCUGCCUCGACUUGGGUGAGGGCAAAUCCUCUCCUGUCAAGUUCUACGGCCUUCCCGCACCCCUCAAGGAAGCUCGGCAAAUUGCCUGGGAAAGUCGUCUCAAGGACGAGGAGUUCAGAAAAUUGAAUGGAAUGUACCCCAGUCACAGCUCGUUGAAGGAAGGGCACCGCUUCAUUAGGAAGAUAAUAGAGGAGGAGGGGUUGGAUGAGGAGCAGGCCGCCGGGCUGCGGGAUAUGAAAAUCAGCUAUGGCUGCACUGGUUAUUCCGACUCUGAGCUGUCUGACUCUGAGCUGUCUGACUUUGAGCCGUUUGACUCUGGGCCGUCUCGCACUGAGCCGCCUUACACUGAGCCGAAUAUCGUUUUAGCGACCUCUCAUUUGCCUCGUGCAAUCAGCAACCGGCGGGUGAAUAAGAAGGUUCUCAAGGAUAAGAAAAAGGCGAUAAAGACUGAUGCUGAAAAUCGUCGCAAGGAGAAGAAACGGGAUCAUGAGUGGGUUUGCAGAGAAUCACUACUCAACAACGAUGUCGACGACGACUACUGUUAUUAG
Molecule: messenger RNA, 1608 nt
Organism: Colletotrichum godetiae
Lineage: Eukaryota; Fungi; Ascomycota; Sordariomycetes; Glomerellales; Glomerellaceae
Exons: 1
Coding region: 1-1608 (535 amino acids)
Source: RefSeq, a predicted model, not a curated record